GAUGUAAAUUUUGAGGACGUGGCCAUUGCCUUCUCUCAGGAGGAGUGGGGGCUCCUUGAUGAGGCUCAGAGACUUCUGUACUGCGAUGUGAUGCAGGAAGUUUUUGCCCUUGUAUCAUCUGUAGGUUGUUGGCAUAAAAUGGAAGGUGAGGAGGCCUGUUGUGAUGACAGUGUAUCUAUACGAGGAGAGUCACAAGUAAGGGCAUCUAAGAAAGCUGCAGACACCCAGAAGACCCAUCUGUGUAAGCGCUGUUUCUCUGUGCUACAACAUAUUUUUCACCUGACUGGGUCACAUGCAGCAUACUUUGAGCAGAAAGCCUUCUGUACUGAUGCAUGUCUUGGAGACUUCUAUUUUAGUGCAAACCCUCACCAGGAACAGAGGAAUGAAUGUGGGGAGGUGCCCUGGAAACAAGCUAUGAUCAGGGCAUCCUAUGUGAGCAGGUGCAGCGUCUACUUAUCUUCGGUGCCUUCAACCAGCAGGGAGGUUGGGGAAGACUUGCAAUGCAACUCAGAGCUUCCCCAGCACCAGGCCAUUCUCAAAACUGAGGAGCUACCCUUUGGCAGUGAGAUUUCACAGGAAUUUCUUGAUAAAAAAAGUCAUCACCACUGGGGUGACUGUGAAAAUGCUGCCAGCCACAACCUGAAAGUUGUUCAAUGUCAGGGUGCAUAUUCUGGAGAAAUGAUUUAUAAGUGUAACAAAUGUAGGAAAGUUUUUAGGCGAAUCUUUAACAUCAUUGGAUAUAAGAGAGUUCACCCUAGAGAACAGCCCUAUCUGUGUAGUGAAUGAGGGAAGUCCUUUCAUCGAAGGGCUCACCUCACUGUACACCUCAGAGUUCACACUGGAGAGAAGCCGUAUGAGUGUACUGAAUGUGGAAAGUCCUUCAGUGAAAGAGGUACACUCAUUAAACACCAGAGAGUUCACGCUGGAGAGAAGCCAUAUGAGUGUACUGAAUGUGGGAAGUCUUUUAGCCAAAAAUCUAACCUUAUUAGACAUCUCAGAGUUCACACUGGAGAGAAGCCAUAUGAAUGUACUGAAUGUGGAAAAUUCUUCAGUGAAAGAAGUACACUCAUUAAACACCAGAGUGUUCACACUGGAGAGAAGCCAUAUGUGUGUACUGAAUGUUGGAAGUCUUUUCGCAAAAAAUCUGAGCUUAUUAAUCAUCUGAGAGUUCACACUGGAGAGAAGCCAUAUGCGUGUACUGAGUGUGGAAAGUCUUUUUGUGAAAAAUCUAAGCUUAUUAAACAUCUGAGAGUUCACAGUGGAGAGAACCCACAUGAGUGUACUGAAUGUGGGAAGUCUUUUAGCCAAAAAGCUAGCCUUAUUAGACAUCUCAGAGUUCACACUGGAGAGAAGCCAUAUGAAUGUACUGAAUGUGGAAAGUUCUUCAGUGAAAGAAGUACACUCAUUAAACACCAGAGAGUUCACACUGGAGAGAAGCCAUAUGAGUGUACUGAAUGUGGAAAGUUCUUCAGUGAAAGAAGUACACUCAUUAAACACCAGAGAGUUCACACUGGAGAGAAGCCAUAUGAAUGUACUGAAUGUGGGAAAUCCUUCCAUGUGAGGAGCACACUCAUUAAACACCAGAGAGUUCACACCGGAGAGAAGCCGUAUGAGUGUACUGAAUGUGGGAAGUCUCUUAGCCAAAAAUCUAACCUUAUUAGCCAUCUGAGAGUUCACACUGCAGAGAAGCCAUAUCAGUGUACUGAAUGUGAGAAGUCCUUCAGUGAAAGAAUUAAACUCAUUAAACACCAGAGAGUUCACACUGGAAAGAAGCCAUAUGAGUGUACUGAAUGUGGGAAGUGUUUUUGAGAAAAAUCUAGUCUUAUUAAACAUCUGAGAGGUCACAGUGGAGAGAAGUGUUAAAUUUGCACAGAAUGUUUUAUUUUAUUCACUUGAAUAAUAACACUGAAGGCCACUAUUUGGGAACUAUUUUCCGGAAUUUAAACCCUUUUAAUGGGACAUACACUGUACUGGAUUCCGCAUAAGUUUCCAAUACAACUGAGGCUUGAAGGAGUGCAUUGCAAUGGUAACAUGCACAGAUCUUCUACCCGAUUGAUUUGUGGCUGAAGAGAUUUCCCCUCUACCACCUGGCUCACCUGAAGACUGUGUAUCAGUCCCAACCCUUGUGUGCUCAGGGGAAAUGUAUUCUGUGUUCUCUCUUGUGCUUGAGAACAUUAUGAUUAUUCCAGCUCCUGACAGGAUCUUCAUUCCUUUAUCUCUGUGGAGGUAAUGCACCUGACCCAGGGUUCAUCCAGGGCACCCGUCCUCAACUAAGAAGUGCUGCCUCUUUCAGGGAUAUGUGCUUCUCACAUUAUGCUGUGAUGAAUUGUUCCAGGUGUUGAUUCCCCAACCUGGGAACCACUUGCUGUCCUCUGUCUGGUUUAUGAUCUUUU
Myotis lucifugus (little brown bat) is the source of this 2393-nucleotide messenger RNA. RefSeq names its product gastrula zinc finger protein XlCGF26.1-like. The record is from RefSeq and is a predicted model, not a curated record. The annotation marks the transcript as partial. Lineage: Eukaryota; Metazoa; Chordata; Mammalia; Chiroptera; Vespertilionidae. The transcript has 2 exons. Gene Ontology annotation, biological process: regulation of DNA-templated transcription.